Messenger RNA from Suillus subaureus, 1521 nucleotides. RefSeq lists its product as uncharacterized. The coding region runs from base 1 to 1521 and encodes 506 amino acids. The record is from RefSeq and is a predicted model, not a curated record. Lineage: Eukaryota; Fungi; Basidiomycota; Agaricomycetes; Boletales; Suillaceae. The transcript is spliced from 7 exons.
AUGGAUAUGGAAGAAGCCCAGACCCAGGUGCAGAAGAACAAGCCGAAGGCUGUCAAGCCCUGUCCUCAACCUGUUGGUAAGAAAAAGGGUCAGGGUGUUGUGAGCAAGGAAGGUGGACCUGAUAUAGACAGUGGUAACACUGGUGCUGCUGGAAUUAGCAGCAAAGUGGCAGUCCUUGGAGAGGAUUCUGAUUCAUUUGCAAGUGCCCAGCCUCCACCUUCCACCAUUUUAUUGAGGUCUCAAAAAUCUGCGUCAAGUGCUGCCACUUCUUUAAAUUCUCACCUGAAUCAGCCACCUACUAAACUUCCAGCUGUUUGUGAGGAUGACUCAGCCCUGGUUGGAGCAUUUAGAGAUGAGGACCUUGAUGACUCACAUGAGCAUGAGGUUGUGCUAGCUACAAAAGGGAAAGUACCCAUGAAGUCCAUUGUUGCACUUACAGAGGAAAUGGAUCCUGACCUGGUGCCACUACCUCUAGCUCAAAGGCAAGACAGAGCCACCUCUGGGACCAAGAGGAAGACUCUCCAUGAUGAUGUCCUUGAAUUCUCUGAUUGUAGCAAUGACUUGAUGUCACCAGUCGAUGAUAUUGAACCACUGGACAGUGACGAGGACUCAGAGAUUAUGGAUGUUGAUGAAUUCGAGGCAAUGGUCAUGAAGCAGCCAGUCAAAGCCAAAGUGAAGACAUCAGUCGCUACCACAUCUAGCAAGGCCCCCCCUUCGAAGAAAGUAAAAGCUGAGAAGGAGCAUACAGCAACCAUGGUGCUAAAGAGUGACAGCAGCUGGGUGGAAUCUGUGUUGAAGGCAUGCUCAACAUAUCUGAACACUGACCUUCCUCCUGGUUGCCAAGAAGACACCAAGUGGGGUCACAUUUUUUUCAUAACACUGGGUGUGCAAGAAGAGCCCUGGAUGAUCCCUGACAAGAACCUUCUUCAUGCAUGCCAUGACAUAUUCAAGGUUGUCUAUCCAGACAUCAAGUACCAGGUUGUGACGUCUGGUUCAGUUUUCAGUGUUGUCACCCAAUGUGUCAGUGAAUGGUGCAGCAAUUUCAGAUCUACUGUGUUUGCCAUUGUCAUUGCUUUUUGCACCUUAAAUAGAGACACCUCAGCAAAGGAGCUCUCAACCCUCUUCCUUCAACAAUAUGCAUUCCUGUACCCAAAUCCUGAUGAAAUCAAUAAAGAUAAAACCUUCUGUUCCACCUUCAUUCUGGAGCUUCUCACUACUGCCCAUCUCUAUUGCACUCUUGGGCAUGCUGAUGUUCCUGCUCUCGAUACUGAUAAUCUAGCUCAGGGUGGCUUUGUUGGAGCUCUUGGAUUAUGUGCUGUCUUGCUUGAACAUGCAUUUGCUCUGCUCAGUGACAAUGCUGUCAGCAUUGAAAAUUUUGAGGGUGUGGACAUGCCAACCACAGCACAGAAGACUUGUUUCAAGACCCAAAAGACACUCAACAAGGCUACUGGCAAGGAGAUGGGAACUGAGCAUGCAUUCUCAGUUGUUACAGUGGCUCAAAAAACUGUCCACAUGUUUUGA